Messenger RNA from Lemur catta (Ring-tailed lemur), 1694 nucleotides. It is a transcript of the gene KPTN, whose product is annotated as kaptin, actin binding protein. Gene Ontology annotation, cellular component: lamellipodium; KICSTOR complex; actin cytoskeleton. The record is from RefSeq and is a predicted model, not a curated record. Bases 68 to 1375 code for a protein of 435 amino acids. Gene Ontology annotation, molecular function: actin filament binding. The transcript is spliced from 12 exons. Gene Ontology annotation, biological process: negative regulation of TORC1 signaling; actin filament organization; cellular response to amino acid starvation. NCBI's taxonomy places the organism in Eukaryota, Metazoa, Chordata, Mammalia, Primates, Lemuridae.
GAGCCGUGGGUGGGGUAAGGCGGGUUGCAGCACGGGCAGCGGAGAGGGUGAGUGGCUGAGGGGCGUGAUGGGAGAGGCGGCCGUGGCGGCGGAGCCUUGCCCGCUGCGCGAGGACAGCUUCACGCGCUUCUCGUCGCAGAGCAAUGUGUACGGGCUGGCAGGAGGUGCCGGCGGGCGCGGGGAGCUGCUGGCCGCCACCCUUAAAGGCAAGGUACUCGGCUUCCGCUACCAAGACCUCCGACAGAAAAUCCGGCCGGUGGCCAAGGAGCUGCAGUUCAACUAUAUCCCCGUGGACGCAGAGAUCGUCUCCAUCGACACCUUCAACAAGUCGCCCCCAAAGCGGGGCCUGGUUGUGGGGAUCACCUUCAUCAAGGAUUCAGGGGACAAGGGCAGCCCCUUCCUUAACAUUUACUGCGACUACGAGCCUGGCUCUGAGUACAACCUUGACUCCAUUGCCCAGAGCUGCCUGAACCUGGAGCUCCAGUUCACUCCUUUCCAGCUGUGCCACGCAGAGGUUCAGGUCGGGGAUCAACUGGAGACUGUGUUUCUCCUGAGUGGGAAUGACCCGGCCAUUCAUCUCUACAAGGAGAACGAGGGGCUCCAUCAGUUUGAGGAACAGCCCGUGGAAAACCUCUUCCCAGAGCUCACAAACCUGACCAGUAGUGUCCUCUGGCUUGAUGUCCACAACCUCCCUGGCACAUCCCGGCGCCUCUCAGCUCUGGGCUGUCAGAGUGGUUAUGUCCGUGUUGCCCACGUGGACCAGCAGAGUCGAGAGGUUUUGCAGAUGUGGACGGUCCUGCAGGAUGGCCCCAUCUCCCGAGUGAUCGUGUUCAGCCUCUCAGCCCCCGAGGAGACCAAGGACAGGCCCCGGCGGGAAGAGUACAGCGUGCUCGUGGCCAGCAUGUUGGAGCCAGCAGUGGUGUAUCGGGACCUGCUGCACCGGGGCCUCGAGGACCAGCUUCUCCUGCCUGGCAGUGACCAGUUUGACAGCGUCCUCUGUGGCCUGGUCACUGAUGUGGAUUUGGAUGGGCGGCCAGAAGUCCUGGUGGCCACCUACGGACAGGAAUUGCUCUGUUACAAGUACUGGGGCCCGGAGUCUGGGCUCCUCGAGGCUGAGUGUGGGUUCCGCCUGCUGUGGCAGCGGAGCUUCUCCAGUCCCCUGCUGGCCAUGGCACACGUGGACCUGACCGGGGACGGGCUGCAGGAGCUCGCCGUGGUCUCCCUGAAGGGCGUGCACAUCCUGCAGCACAGCCUGAUCCAGGCCUCGGAGCUGGUCCUGACCCGGCUUCGGCAUCAAGUGGAGCAGAGGAGACAUCGGCCACAAGGGCUGGGGGAUGGGGGUGGUUCGGGGCCUGCUGAGAACCCGGCCUCUUGAGCACCCACCCACCCAGCCACUCUUCCCAGACCCGGGGCAGUUCAUGGGGUCCCCACCUCUAGCUGCUGAUGGGGGGUGUCCUGAAGGAGACGAUGCUCUCCCCAGACCACCGCCCCCACCCCCAGUGUGGUGGAGCUGCGAGUUCCUGCCCUGGCUUUGCCCCAGUGUGCCCUGUGACCCUGGCUAACCCCUUCCUCUCUCUGUGCCCGGAUGUCCCUCUUGGAAAACAGGGUUGAUCCCUUGAUCCCACCCAACUCUCUCCACUCCCCGUGAGAAUUCAUCAGCUGAUGAUUAUUUAUAUGUCCAGAGGAACAAAGCC